UGCGUGAUGGAGGUGGGCGACAGGAGCUGCUGGCGGUGAUGCUUCGUUCCCCGAACCUGCGAGGUGGCGGCUGCACUGCCCGGCCCGGCAGCGCCCGCAGCCUCACACCCUCCCCUCGCAUCCUUCCCGCUACCCCGGCAUCCUUCCCGCUACCCCGGCAUCCUUCCCGCUGCCCUCAGAAUCCUUCCCGCUGUCCUCGCAUCCUUCCCGCUGCCCUCGGCAUCCUUCCCGCUGCCCUCGCAUCCUUCCCGCUGUCCCCGGCAUCCUUCCCGCUGUCCCCGGCAUCCUUCCCGCUGCCCUCAGAAUCCUUCCCGCUGUCCUCGCAUCCUUCCCGCUACCCCGGCAUCCUUCUCGCUGUCCCCGGCAUCCUUCCCGCUGCCCUCGGCAUCCUUCCCGCUGCCCCCGGAAUCCUUUCCACUGUCUUCGCAUCCUUCCCGCUGUCCUCGCAUCCUUCCCGCUGUCCCCGGCAUCCUUCCCGCUACCCCGGCAUCCUUCCCGCUGUCCCCGGCAUCCUUCCCGCUACCUCGGAUCCUUCCCGCUGUCCUCGGCAUUCUUCCCGCUGUCCUCGCAUCCUUCCCGCUGCCCUCGGCAUCCUUCCCGCUGUCCCCGGCAUCCUUCCCGCUACCCCGGCAUCCUUCCCGCUACCCCGGCAUCAUUCCCGGUGCCCUCGCAUCUUUCCCGCUGUCCCCGGCAUCAUUCCUGCUGCCCUCGCAUCCUUCCCGCUUUCCUCGGCAUCCUUCCCGCUGUCCCGGCCAGCUCCCGGAGGCCGCUGCCCCUCGCUGACAGCCCCGGGAUCCCGGAGCUCCGCUCCGCCGGGCACGGCGCGGCUCCGCCCCGCUCGGGAGGCGGCCGAAGGUUGUUUUGGCUGCCCUUUGGAGCUGGGAGCGCUCCGAUCUCGCCGCCAUUGCUUCCUCGUCCUGAGCGUCCUUCCCAGGCAGGGCUGCGGCUCCCGCUGGAGGUGCCGGUGGCCGGGUUUUAGGGAGCGAUGACGACGGUGCGGAGAGAGGCGUUCGGGCGGAUGCCCCCGGAGCAGGGAGGCGGAGAGGUGGAGAAGUUCGUCUUACAGUCGGACAGCGUGAGAGUGGAGAUCCUGUCUUUCGGGUGCAUCAUCACCACUCUGGAGACAAAAGACAGGGAUGGGAAGUUUUCAGAUAUUGUCCUAGGAUUUGACACUUUAGAAGGUUACACGAGGAAGCACCCGUUCUUCGGUGCUGUCGUGGGCCGCGUUGCCAACAGGAUUGCGAACGGGAGGUUCAGCCUGGACGGGAAGGAGUAUCAGCUGUUCAUCAACAAUGGGCCCAACAGCCUGCAUGGAGGAGCCAAGGGAUUUGACAAGGUUCUCUGGAGCCCCCAGGUGCUCCCGAAUGGUGUCCGCUUCUUCCGGCUCAGCCCUGAUGGCGAGGAGGGCUACCCUGGUGACCUCAAAGUCUGGGUGACCUAUACCCUCAGUGGCAGGGAGCUGGCCAUCAACUACCUGGCCCAGACCACCAAGACAACCCCCAUCAGCCUGACAAACCACGCGUACUUCAACCUGGCAGGGCAGGGCUCCAGGGAUGUCUAUGACCAUGAGAUCUCCAUUGAAGCAGAUUCCUACCUGCCUGUGGACGACACCAAGAUCCCUACUGGGGAGGUGGCCGCCGUGCAGGGCACUGGAUUCGAUCUCCGGCAGCCUGUGGAGCUGGGCAAGCACUUGCAGAAGUUUCAUCUGGAUGGCUUCGACCACAACUUCUGCCUGCAUCAGGGGCAGGACCGACGCCUCGUGGCCAGGGUUUUCCACCCGCCCAGCGGCAGGACCAUGGAGGUUCACACCACCCAGCCUGGCAUUCAGUUUUACACCGGGAACAACCUGGAUGGCUCCCUGAAGGGCAAAAGUGCUGCCACGUACCCCAAGCACUCAGCUUUCUGCCUGGAAACCCAGAACUGGCCCGAUGCUGUUAACAAGCCUCACUUCCCCAACGUCCUGCUCCAUCCGGGUGAGGAAUACAACCACACCACGUGGUUCGUGUUCAACACUGCUUGAGGAGAAGGGCUGCUGACUCCCACCACUGAGAGGGGAACCUGACCGGGACCGACGAGGAGACACGGACCUAGACCUGCGAGGAGACACGGACCUGGACCUACGAUAGGAAGCAGACCUGGACCUGAAAAGAAAGCAAAGCCAAGAGAUGGUCAAGUGUAGCUUUUUCAGGGCAAAAGAAGGCAACAGCAGUAAAAUACCAAGUCAAACAUACCUCCUACCACGGCUGCGACUGCGUGACCGGGAAUACCGUCUUCCUCGGGACCUCGAGCGGGAUCUAGACCGGGACCUGGGUUUAGGUUAGAAAAAACAGGUAUCAGCAGACAGCUGCAGCAACCAGCACGAGUGAGGCCCUGCUGAAGUCAAAACUUUUUUCAGACAACUAAAGAACUAUCAUCUGUCAGUUGGAAAAAUGUCUGGGCCUACUUGUCUUGAGCAUUGUUACUACCUAGAAAAAUGUUAAAAGCUGAAUUACAUUGCAGAAUUACAUUAGAAUAGAAAACACUGUAAUGCGUAUUUAAAAUAAACCUUGCAAGUUUG
Oenanthe melanoleuca is the source of this 2557-nucleotide messenger RNA. RefSeq names its product galactose mutarotase (gene GALM). The coding region runs from base 986 to 2020 and encodes 344 amino acids. Gene Ontology annotation, molecular function: aldose 1-epimerase activity; carbohydrate binding. The record is from RefSeq and is a predicted model, not a curated record. Gene Ontology annotation, biological process: glucose metabolic process; beta-D-galactose catabolic process via UDP-galactose, Leloir pathway. Lineage: Eukaryota; Metazoa; Chordata; Aves; Passeriformes; Muscicapidae. The transcript is spliced from 8 exons.